Messenger RNA from Anoplophora glabripennis (Asian longhorned beetle), 1114 nucleotides. RefSeq names its product zinc finger protein 267-like. Gene Ontology annotation, cellular component: nucleus. Gene Ontology annotation, molecular function: zinc ion binding. The record is from RefSeq and is a predicted model, not a curated record. The transcript is spliced from 5 exons. The coding region runs from base 32 to 1114 and encodes 360 amino acids. Lineage: Eukaryota; Metazoa; Arthropoda; Insecta; Coleoptera; Cerambycidae.
UUGUAUUUACAUUUUAAAGCAAAUUGUUGCCAUGAGUGGUGUUCGAGAAGUUGUGUGUAGUUUUUGUCUUAAUACUGUGACUGAUAAAAGUUUCGAAAUAAUAGACAACGCUACUAAAGACAUUCUACACGUUCUGUUGCUGAAAUUGAAAUUUGAUGAUGAGAGCAAAGAGGUUAUAUGUAAUGUUUGCAGAAGAAAGUUACAUGCAGCAUUUCAGUUUAAGUCAAUUUGUCUGAAUAGCGACAACACAAUUAUUCCAUAUGUGGAUAGCGAGAAAAUAUUACAGCUCGAUAUAAGAGAUGUAUAUACGAAGGAAAAGACAAACAAGUCAAUGGAAAUUUCAGACAAUCAGAAAAUAUGUCGAUUGUGUAUGCAGCCAGUAGAAAGUGAGUUUAGGUGCAUACGUGAAGAGGAACUUGAAGCUAUCGAGAAAUUGGCUCCUGAAAUGAUUACAGGUAUCAUCAAAGAUCCCAUCGUAUGUAAUUCAUGCUUUGAUUCUUUGUGUACCCACAACAGUUUCCUAAAACAUUGCCUAAAAAUAGAAGAAAAGAUUAAUGAUAGUCCAGACACAGAAAGUCCAACAGAUAUAUCGCCAUGUGAUUUAUUCGUUAAGACUGAAAACCUGGACAAAGAAUUUGAUAUUAAUGAGAUGGAAUUGUCGAUCAAAGCUGAAAGUAUCGAUAUAAAAUCAGAAGAUGAAGAAAAGAGCAACACGAUACUGCAGAGCUCCGAUAUUGGACCAUACGACAAGAGCAAUUGUAAACACGAGAAUGGAUCAACAAACGAAUGUAAUACAAAAUCCAAGAAGAAGCGCAAAGUAUCGUACAAAUGCGAUAAAUGUAUUUACAAAACUAGAAGCGAGAGCUGUUUUACAGCACACCGUGCAAGACACGAAAACAGUGCAGAGGUGUAUAAAUGCGAAUCCUGUAAAUAUGAAACUCAAAAUAAGAAAUUAUUUCAAAAGCACCAGUUGAGACAUAGAAACCCUUCGAAAAUACAUAUACAUCAGUGCCAAUCGUGUAAUUACAAGACAAAGAACAGGUUCAAACGUACAGGUGUGACGACUGUGAUUAUGAAACUAGAUACGGAAUGUAUAUCAAACGGCACCUACUGA